Physella acuta is the source of this 5338-nucleotide messenger RNA. RefSeq names its product serine/threonine-protein phosphatase 6 regulatory ankyrin repeat subunit B-like. NCBI's taxonomy places the organism in Eukaryota, Metazoa, Mollusca, Gastropoda, Physidae. The record is from RefSeq and is a predicted model, not a curated record. Gene Ontology annotation, molecular function: ATP binding; protein binding; protein kinase activity. Gene Ontology annotation, biological process: protein phosphorylation.
AUGGGUCAUACAACGUUUCUUCCAUCACUGAUGCUUCUGACCCUGCUCUCCAUCCAAACGACCUCAUCCCAAACAGCCGCAGCCGGGGUAGAUGCCUACCUCCAGCUGUCGCAGCUGGUCUACAGCUGUCCAUCCGUCCAGUUCAAGAUUCCACCGGUCAGUGAUAGGAGUGUGUACAUGACCUUUGAACCGGUCCAGAUCAUUUCGGUGAACGAGCUAAAUCAAGUGGUGGUCAUUUCGUUUCUUAUAACCCUGCGCUGGGACUCACAAGAAUGUUUGAGCAUGUUUGAGCUGGAUAUAUCCAGUAUAUGGGUGCCAUCUAUCAUUACACCUAAAAGUUCAGAGAAUGGCCUUUUAAGUUUCCCAAAUAAGGCUUUUUGCAUCAAUAAAUCAUUCUUGUAUUUUUCUUAUACAAUAGAAACAAAACAGAUUCAGAAAAAAAUUGCGUUUCAAGAUGGAAAAGAAAACAGAAAGAUCAUUACAAAAAUAAAUCUACAUAUUAAUGCCCUAAUGUUCGCUGCUAAACAUGGGCAUUGUUCAACUAUAAAAGAGAUAAUUGAUACAAGGCUUAGUUUAAAUUAUGUUGUUAUAAAAGCUAGAGGGAAUGCAUUACUGUUACCUCCUGAUAUGGUUCAUGUCAACAUUGCACAACUUUUAAAAAAAAUCGGCUAUGAUCUUAAUGCUGAGGACAAUAAUGGAUUGAAUGCGUUAAUGUUGGCUUCUCAGAAUGGUCACACCGAUGUUGUUGAGCUUUUAAUAGACAAUGGAUGUGAUGUAAAUGCUUCUAAUAACAAAGGAAACAAUGCUCUAAUGCUGGCCUCAGAUAGAGGACAUGAGGAAAUAGUAAAGCUGUUGCUUAUAGAAGGUAGCUAUAUUAAUGCUGUUAACAGUUAUGGGUGGAAUGCAAUAGUCUGGGCUGCCAUAAAUGGGCACGACAAAGUUGUACAACAGUUAAUCAAAAGUGGAGGUCAUGUAAAUGCUGCUGAUAAGGAUGGAAACUGUGCAUUAAUUCUAGCCUCUAAAAAGGGACAUGAAACUGUUGUACUACUUUUAAUAAAGAGCGGCUGUGCUGUAAAUGCUGCUAAUAAGAAAGGAAAUAAUGCUCUAAUGCUGGCCUCAAGAAGAGGACAUGAGGGGACAGUAAAACUUUUGAUUACAGCGGGUAGUAAUGUUAAUGCUGUCGACAAAGAUGGAUGGAACGCUUUAAUCUUUGCUGCUGCAAAUGGACAUGAAAAUGUUGUAAAGCUGUUAAUUAAUAGCGGCUGUAAAGUUAAUGCUGUCAGUUAUAAUGGAUUAAAUGCAUUAAUCUCUGCUGCCAAUAAAGGACAUGACGAAGUUGUACAGCUGUUAAUUAAUUGCGGCUGUGAUGUAAAUGCUGUCAAUUAUAAUGGAUGGAAUGCAUUAAAUCUGGCCUGUCAAAACGGCCAUGACAAGAUUGUAGGAUUAUUAAUUGAAAGUGGAUGUGAUGUAAACAUUUUUAACAAAAACGGACGUAAUUCAUUAAUGGAUGCGUCGAAUUGUGGGCAUAACAAUACGAUAGAAAUGAUUAAAAUUGGAUUUAAUGUACAUGAUUGUAAUAAAAAUGGAAGAAAUGCGUUAAUGCUAGCGUCUCAUAAUGGUCACACUGAUGUUGUUAAGCAUUUAAUAAUUAAUGGAUGUGAUGUAAAUGCUGCUAAUAAGAAUGGAACCAAUGCUCUAAUGCUGGCCUCAAGAAGAGGAUAUGAGGAGACGGUAAAACUGUUGAUUACAGCAGGCGCAGAUGUUAAUGCUAUUGACAAAAAUAAGAAGACCUCUUUAAUGUUUUCAUCACGUGAAGGGCAGAACGAAGUGGUACAACUGUUAAUUAACAGUGGAUGUGAUGUAAAUGCUGCCGACAAUGAUGGAUGUAAUGCAUUAAUUUUUGCUGCAACAAAUGGGCAUGAAAAAAUCGUUCAACUGUUAAUCAAUACUGGAAUUAAUGUAAAUGCUGUCGAUAACAAUAGACGGAAUGCUUAUAUGUUUGCUGCUGAGAGGGGACAUGAUAAUGUUGCAGGACUGUUAAUUGAAAGUGGAUGUGAAGUACAUGAUAAAGAAAGUGCAUUAAUGUUGGCCUCUAAAAAUGGACAUAACAAAGCUGUAAAACAGUUAAUUGAUAGCGGUUGUGAUGUAAAUACUGUCGACAAUGAUGGAAGGAAUGCAUUAAUUUUUGCAGCUACAAAUGGGCAUGAUAAAGUUGUACCAUUAUUAAUUAAGAGCUGCUGUAAUCUUAAUACUGUCGACAAUGAUGGAAGGAAUGCAUUAAUUCUUGCAGCUACAAAUGGGCAUGACAAAGUUGUACAAUUAUUAAUUAAGAGCGGCUGUAAUCUUAAUACAGUCGACAAUGAUGGAAGGAAUGCAUUAAAACAUUCCUUUCUAAACGGGCAUCACAACGUUGUCCAGCUGUUACUAAACAGUGGAUGUGAUUUUAAUGACGUGUAUGAUGAUGACUCAAAUGUAUUAAGGUUCGCAUCUGAACAAGGAUAUAAAAAUGUAGUAGAGCAGAUAAUAUAUCAGGGUGAAAAUGUAAAUGCUAUUAAUAAAUUUGGACGAAACGCUUUAAUGCUGGCUUCUGCUAGAGGACAUGAGAAAAUUAUUCAGCUUCUGAUUUCAGCUGGAAGUGAUGUAAAUGCAGUUGAUAUUUAUAGCAAAAGUGCAUUAAUGUUGGCGUCACAAAACGGGCGUUACAACGCUGUUGAAGUGUUAGUUAAGAACGGAAGCGAUGUAAAUUAUUUUGACAAUGAUGGAUUCAAUGCAUUAAUGAUUGCCUCGAUGAAAGAGCAUCUAAAUAUCUUUAAAUUGCUAGUAAGAAAAUCGUGUUAUUCUGAACGCUUUAAUGCAAUUCCAUUUAAUUUUUUUAAAAUGUGCUCACAAAUUCUGAAUGAUAGUGACAAGGACACACAAGAAAGCACUGUUGAUUUUCUUCUAAAAUUUGCUGAAAAUGACUCCAAGUUACUUGAAAAAGAAAUUACUGUACUGAAAAAACUUGAAAUAUUAAAACAACAUACUGAUGAAAUAUUACAAACAAAGAUUUCAUGCAUAAUGUGGCAUGUCAAUAAAUCUUCUCUUUGUUUGGAUUCAGAUUCAGAUUUGUAUCUUGCACCAUAUGUUCCAAAUGAUUGGAAGAAAAGCAAAACACAAAUUGGACAUGGGGCCAGUGGAAAAGUUUUUCUAGUAGACAGUAAAAGUCAUUUUACUGAUAAAAGACUCGCUGUCAAAGAAAUUUAUUUUACAAGCACAAACAUCUCAAAUUAUUUAAGUGAGGUGAAUAUUUUAAAGAAGUUACGUGAUGAAAGAAUUACAGAUUUUUACGGCUUUGAGAUCAAAGAAAAUGUUAUUUAUUUAUUUUUUGACUAUAUGCCACAGGGAUCCUUAUCUGGAUGCAUAGCAAAAAAUGGCCCUUUUGAUUCAACAAAAACAUUACACUUUACUAAGCAAAUAUUAGAAGGAGUCUCGUAUCUUCACAAUUUUAAACCACAGAUUAUACAUAGAGAUAUCAAAGGUGCCAACAUAUUGUUAAAGGAUGAAAAUAAUUUAAAGCUUGCAGACUUUGGUAUUUCUAAAUUUCUUGAAGAAACUUCACCAAAUACAACAGUUGGUACCCCCCACUUCAUGGCACCGGAAAUCAUUCGUCGUGACAAGGGAACUUCAUACACCAUAAAAGCAGACAUUUGGAGUGUUGGCUGCACAGUUGUUGAAAUUGCUACGGGGAAACCACCUUGUCCGGAAUAUGAGGUUUUCCAAGUUAUAUUUAGAUAUGGAAGAAAAGAAGGACCAGUUUAUGAAAUUCCAGAAAAUACUUCAAAACCUUUGAUACAAUUUUUAAAGAAAGCGUUUGACAUUAAACCUAAAAACCGACCAACUGCAGAUGAGGCUCUUGAAAUGUUGUUUUAAAAUGUGUUUGAAAUAAUUAUAUUGCUGCGUUAGAAUCACUUAAUAAGCAAUUAUAUACUUUUGUUUCAUAUUUAACUACUAUAUUUUACUACAUUUUUUGUAUUUAAAUAAAUGCAAUAAUCGUAUCAUUACUAUUUUUUGUUUUAAAUCAAUAUGUAUAAGAAUCGUUUUUAGUGGCUGCUGCAUUUUUGCUUGGUUAGUGUAUGUAAAGAUACUUAUGUGCGCGUUUUAAAUCGUUGGAUUGGGAUAUAAAAUUUGAGAUGCGUUGUAAAGAAAUGUCAUUUGUUAACAUAAGUUAUAUGACAAAAUGGGGUUUAAAACAUUCUAAUCAAUAAUUUGCUAAUCAAUAAUUCAAAGUAAUAAGUUUCGAGUUAAUAAAAACUCAAUUCAAUUUUCAAGCUUCGAAAUCAAAUCAGAAAAUUCAUUAAAUGAGGUGUGUUAAGUGUAAAAUCAGGACAAUAAAAAAAGACCAAACUUAUGACUAUUUUAGAAUUCGUGAAGCAAGGCAUCGAAACAACAAGCUGCCAUUGAUUUUGUUAAAAUCGUGUUGAAUUUUGCACACAAUUUUGUUUUUGGUUAGUAAAUGUACAUACCGUUAUGGUAUAAAUUACAGAUUGUUUUUUUUCAGGAAUUACAAACAAAUCAUAAAUUCCAAAAUGAUUAUCAACUUUAUACCUAAUUUCCUCACCGGCUUGUAAAUAUUGAUAUUAACUUCAUAAAAUACAUUAGAAAACAUAAUAGUCAGUGAAAACAGCUAAACUUUUUUUGGAGUAUGCACUUUUUUAGAUGUUGUCAGAAAUUGACUCAGAACUCUAGAAUUUUACGUUAUGUAAUGUAAAACUUGAUGAAUAAAAUAAAUGAUUUUUUUACGGGAGAACAAUGUCAAAGUAUGCUAAUUGCAGAAUCUGAUACUAUGAGAGAACAGAUUCUGACCCUAGGACAAAACAAAAGGUGUAGCUGGUGUAAUUAGCAAGCAUUACCAAUAUUUAUAAAUAUAUAUUUACGAGCACACCUGCAUUAAAUGAUAUGCAAGAAGUUGAGAAAAAUCUUCAAGUAUUUUUGAAUUGAACCUAAGUAUUAUUGAUUGAUGUUUUGUAAAUAGACGCCUUGUAAUAUACCUGCAGCGUUUAAAGCAGGAUAAUAGUUAAAUUUUUUAAAUAAAGUGCAUUAUUCCCCUUUAUUCUUUGUGUGUAAACGGCAAAGAGAUGCAUGUAUUGUGCCUGUCUUACAGUUGGCUGCACAUAAAUGUUUAGAGUUCGUCAAUCAAUUUGCUUCACAUUGCUUGUAAAGAAAAAUAUAUAAUUUAAAUUCUUUCUCUGAUUUUCUAUAAUGUUCACAUCACAUUUUUUGUGUUUAAAUUUCAAUAUAUUUUGAAUAAUUAUGUUUUUAACUAAGGAAGAGAAUUUUAACUAUUUUACUAAGUUUUUUA